Molecule: messenger RNA, 1404 nt
Organism: Juglans microcarpa x Juglans regia
Lineage: Eukaryota; Viridiplantae; Streptophyta; Magnoliopsida; Fagales; Juglandaceae
Product: NAP1-related protein 1-like
Exons: 10
Coding region: 195-995 (266 amino acids)
Biological process (GO): nucleosome assembly
Cellular component (GO): chromatin; nucleus
Molecular function (GO): chromatin binding; histone binding
Source: RefSeq, a predicted model, not a curated record
UUUUAAGAUUAUUUUUCAUUUUGAGUUCCCAAAACCCUAACGCUUUUGUUCCCUCUCUCUGUCUCAUACAUGACUACUGACUAAACUCCAAAGCAAGCGAGCGAGACACAGAGCAAGGGAACCACUAGGGUUUUAGGCCAUCACCAUAGCCAGCGAGCGAGAGAGAGCUAGGGUUUCUGUCCGAGGCUGCAAAUAUGGGGGCCGACAAGGGAAAGAAGCUGAAGGUAGCGGAGAAACUCGAGGAAAAAGACUCGGAGAGCAUCGUUGAGAAGCUCUUCGUCUCAGUCGAGAAGCUGCAGGAAAUCCAAGACGAGCUUGAGACGAUCAAUGAGGAGGCCAGUGAUAAAGUCCUGGAAGUGGAGCAGAAGUUCAAUGAGAUACGCAGGCCUGUAUAUGACAAGCGGACUGAAAUUAUCAAAUCCAUUCCCGACUUCUGGUUAACUGCUUUUUUGAGUCAUCCUGCUCUAGGUGAUCUUUUGACUGAAGAGGAUCAAAAGAUAUUCAAGCAUCUAAGUUCUCUUGAAGUGGAAGACUUCAAAGAUGUUAAAUCGGGUUACUCUAUCACAUUGCACUUUAACCUAAACCCUUACUUUGAAGAUACAAAGCUUACAAAGACUUUCACUUAUGCUGAUGACGAUGGAACGACAAAAAUUACUGCUACAUCAAUAAAGUGGAAAGAGGGCAUGGGCAUACCAAAUGGGGUCAACCAUGAGAAGAAAGGGAACAAGCGGCCUGCUAGCGACGAAAGCUUUUUUAGCUGGUUUACAGAUACUCAAGAAAAAGAUCACUCGGACAUUCAUGAUGAGAUCGCAGAAAUCAUCAAGGAGGAUUUAUGGCCGAAUCCACUCACUUACUUCAAUAAUGAUGCAGAUGAAGAAGACUUUGACGAGGAAGGGACUGUUGAAGAGGGGAAGGAUGGUGAUGACUCUGAAGAGGAUGAGGAUGACCAAGAAGAUGAUGACGAUGAAGAUGGUGGUGAGGAGGAUGGCAAGUAAGUCCCUCCAUCUGGGUACUCACUUAUGGCUUUCACUACUAUGGUGAUGGCUUAUGUAAGGUGAGUAGUCUCUGAAGUAUCCGGUGAUAGUGGAGGAUGACCAAGGUAACUCUUAUAAUAGGUCUCAUAUAUUGUAGGCAUUUGAUUGCCACCACGGCCAGUCUUAGCUCUCUGACUGUUCUUUCUUUUUGCUUUAAGGUCAUUUCUUGUGUUUUUUUUUUUUUUUUUGUUGGUGGGUUCUGGCCUCCCUAAUUGCUGGCUCCUUGACGAUGAUGGACUGCUACAUUUUAUGGUUAACUUAAUGAGGAGAGUAAAACCACAGUACUUGAUGUAAAGCUGUUCUGGUGUUUCUACACUGCACAGAUUAUACCCAAAGUUUGGGUUAUUUAUUAGCAUUUUCUGGAUGGUAA